Messenger RNA from Cavenderia fasciculata, 843 nucleotides. RefSeq lists its product as uncharacterized. NCBI's taxonomy places the organism in Eukaryota, Evosea, Eumycetozoa, Acytosteliales, Cavenderiaceae. The record is from RefSeq and is a predicted model, not a curated record. Bases 1 to 843 code for a protein of 280 amino acids. The transcript is spliced from 4 exons.
AUGUUCGACCAGCUGCCACCCGCAGAUGCACGACCAGAUGCAGUCGAGGUAGAGGAGGUCGAGGAGGAGGUGGGAGUUUUGGCACGUGCGCCAUUGACAUUUACGCCUCAUCCAACCAGCAGUGGUACAACAACAACAUCAUCUUCAGCAUCAUCCGUUUCAGGAAUACCUAGACGAUAUGGGUCUAGUUUGGGUUCUUGUAAUAGUACUAUUACAAGUACAAGUACUACAAGUACUGUUUCAACAACCACACAGCCGGUUAGUAGAUUAUCAAAACCAGUUCCAUCUUCAUCUAUACCACAAAGAAAAUCAAUCGCUCCUGGUGCUGCCACUAGUACCAACAAACCACUUGAGACAACAACAAAUACACCAACAGCAGAAACAUUAUCAACUAAAAAGAAAUUUAUUACUGUUACACCAACUGUCGAUGAUGAUGGUGAUGACAUUGUUGUUGGUACAACAUCACCACCAAUGAUCAUUGGUUUGGAUGACAAGGAAUCAUUGUUGGAUGAAAAAUGGUUGAGUAGAGAUGUAACAGCGAUCAAUAAUGUCGAAGAUCUUAUGCAAUACAGUAAUACACUUGUGGAAUCAUUGGCAAACAUUGAAAUGGAAAUUGAUUCAUUAAAUGAAUCAAAUCAAUUCAAUCAAAUAUCAGAUGCUUUGGCAAACAAUAUUCGUGAUGCUAGAAAGGUAAAAAAAGAAGACGACGAAUUUAAUUGGGUCGAAGAUUCUGUAGAUCAAGCUCUAAUCGAAGACGAUGAAAUCGAUUUUGGUGAGAGUUCAUUUAAAAAGAAUAAUAAUAAUAAUAAUGAUGACCUUAAUCAAUCUGAUAAUGACGAUUAA